This is a messenger RNA of Monopterus albus (swamp eel), 2822 nucleotides long. RefSeq names its product integrin beta 3b (gene itgb3b). The transcript is spliced from 15 exons. NCBI's taxonomy places the organism in Eukaryota, Metazoa, Chordata, Actinopteri, Synbranchiformes, Synbranchidae. Bases 109 to 2496 code for a protein of 795 amino acids. The record is from RefSeq and is a predicted model, not a curated record. Gene Ontology annotation, biological process: cell migration; cell-matrix adhesion; cell adhesion mediated by integrin. Gene Ontology annotation, cellular component: integrin complex; focal adhesion; cell surface. Gene Ontology annotation, molecular function: integrin binding; fibrinogen binding; fibronectin binding.
GGAAUUGCGUCGAUUACAUAUGAAAGUUUUUUUUUCUUGGUCUUUGCUGGUUGCACUCACACCGCAGCUCACUGGCAGCCCCUUAUUUCACAGAGUGCGCGCACCAGGAUGGGUGCUGUUCCGGCGCAGAGGAUACUAUGGAUUGGCGUUUUGAUCUUUAGUGGAAUAAAACAAGGUUGCGGUUCAAAUGUGUGUACCACCAGAGGGGCCAGCACCUGCAAGCAAUGUCUGGCUGUGCACCCCAGCUGUGCGUGGUGCCUCCAGGAGAACUUUGGCCAGGGAGGUGCCAGCUUGUCCCGCUGCGACCUGGAGAGUAACCUGGUGGCAGCGGGCUGUGCUCCGUCAGCUCUAGAGUCUCCAAGCAGCAAAAUGCAGGUGAUUGAAGACCGGCCCCUCAGCAACAAGGCAGCAGGGGCCACACAAGAUGUCACCCAGAUCAAGCCCCAAAAUCUCCACAUCAUCUUGAGACCAGACGAUGCUCAGCGUUUCACAGUGGAGGUGCGUCAGGUAGACGACUACCCCGUGGAUCUCUACUACCUAAUGGACCUCUCCUACUCCAUGGAUGACGACCUCUUCGUUCUGAGGACGUUGGGCAAAGGUCUUGCGGAGGCCAUGAGUAGCACCACCAGCAACCUCCGCAUGGGAUUUGGGGCUUUUGUGGACAAGCCGCUCUCACCGUAUAUGUUCAUCUCCCCCAAAGAGGCUUUGAAGAACCCUUGCUACAGCAUUAACAAGACCUGUCUGCCCCAGUUUGGCUACAAACACGUUCUAUCUCUGACGGAGGAAGUGGGACGCUUCACGGAGGAAGUGAAGAAGCAGAUAGUGUCCAGGAACCGAGAUUCCCCAGAGGGAGGCUUUGAUGCCAUCAUCCAGGCUGCUGUGUGCAAGGAUCGGAUCGGUUGGCGCCCAGGUGCCUCUCACCUUCUGAUCUUUACGUCUGAUGCUAAGACGCACCUGGCUCUUGACGGUCGCCUGGCAGGAAUCGUGCAGCCCAACGAUGGGCAGUGCCACCUCAACUCUGACAACAUUUACAGCAUGUCUACCACCAUGGAUUACCCAUCUCUUGCUCUGAUCACAGAGAAGAUGUCAGAGAACAACAUCAACCUCAUCUUUGCUGUAAACGAAUCUGUGGUUCCUCUGUACCAGAAGUACAGUGAACUGAUUCCUGGCACAGCAGUAGGAACACUGUCUAUUGACUCAAGCAACAUUAUCGAGCUCAUAUCGAAGGCCUAUGCUAAAAUCCGUUCCAAGGUGGAGCUGGAGCUUCAAGGUGUCCCAGAGGAGCUGUCCCUGUCUUUUAAUGCCACCUGUCUGAACGGAGAGCUCAUCCCUGGCCUUAAAUCCUGCUCUGGGCUCAAAAUAGGAGACACGGUCUCUUUCAGUGUGGAGGCCCGAGCUCGGGGUUGCCCCAAACAAAAGAGGAAAACCUUCAUCAUUAAGCCUGUGGGCUUCAAGGACUCCCUCUCCAUCACUGUCACCUUUGAGUGUGACUGCAAGUGCCAGACCAAAGCCCAGACCGAUAGCCCAAAGUGUAACCAUGGCAACGGUACCUUCGAGUGUGGCAUCUGCCUGUGCCAUCCGGGUCGCUUAGGACCUCACUGUGAGUGUGCAGAGGGUGACUAUAGACCCACAGAGCAGGACCGCUGCAGUGGACCCACAGGCUCUGGGGGGCCCCAGUCUGCCAUCUGCAGCGACCGCGGAGACUGUCUGUGUGGCCAGUGUGUGUGCCAUAGCAGAGACCUUGGAAAAGUGUGGGGCAAGCUGUGCGAGUGUGAUGACUUCAACUGCUUGCGCUACAAAGGGGAGCUGUGCUCAGGCCAUGGUGUCUGUAACUGUGGUUCCUGCCAGUGUGCACCGGACUGGGAGGGUGAGAACUGUAACUGCUCCAGACGUACUGACACCUGUAUGUCACACCUGGGCUUGCUGUGCAGUGGGAGGGGUCAGUGUGUGUGUGGGGCCUGUGAGUGCACCCAGCCUGGUGCCUACGGGACCACGUGUGACAAGUGCCCCACCUGCCCUGGUGCCUGUACCAUGAAGAAGGAAUGUGUGGAGUGUAAGCACUUCAAGAGGGGCAAGCUGUUUGAGGACAACACCUGCUUUCGAAUCUGCAAGGACGAGAUUGAACUUGUAGAUGAAUUAGUACUCAACGACACAAAUGCUGUGAACUGCACUUACAAAGAUGAAGAUGAUUGCGUGGAGCAUUUCCAAUACGAUAAGGAUGCCAGUGGCAAGUUGAUCUUGUUUCUCAUCAAAGAGCCAGACUGCCCCAAGGGUCCAGACAUUUUGGUGGUGCUUCUGUCAGUGGCAGGAGCCAUCUUGUUCCUUGGCCUGGUGGCUCUGCUUAUCUGGAAGCUGCUGGUCACCAUCCACGACAGACGGGAGUUCGCCAAAUUUGAAGAAGAACGUGCUCGUGCAAAGUGGGACACGGGGCACAAUCCUCUCUACAAAGGAGCCACCUCUACCUUCACAAAUAUCACGUACAGAGGAAAAGACUGAUGCUACUGAACCAGAAUGAGGAUGGUCUUUUGUGUUCUUUUUGGGGUGAAGGCACAAAGUCAUGUGCAGACCUCUUCUGUUACAAGACAAUAAUUAUAGAUUAUUUGUGUUUGUAAAUAUGUAGAAAUGAUUCUGAGGACACAUUGUAUCAGGGAUUUGAAAUAUGUGUUGCUAAUGGCUUGUUAUUACUAAAAUAUGUUGUGGAUAUUACAUUUCAUUCAUUCUUUCUUUAUGCCAUAUGUAUAAUAAGAAAUUUGAUUACAAAUUAACAAUAGUUUGGAAUAUUAUAAUUUUUGAUGUAGUUAUUUUGAUGAGUUCAUGUGAAA